Messenger RNA from Abrus precatorius (Indian licorice), 1320 nucleotides. Its product is annotated as lysine histidine transporter-like 6. The transcript is spliced from 8 exons. Gene Ontology annotation, cellular component: plasma membrane. The coding region runs from base 1 to 1320 and encodes 439 amino acids. The record is from RefSeq and is a predicted model, not a curated record. NCBI's taxonomy places the organism in Eukaryota, Viridiplantae, Streptophyta, Magnoliopsida, Fabales, Fabaceae.
AUGGUCUCAACUCCUUCUCCACCUUCUAAGUUGCAAGAAGUUCAAUCAGAAGAAAAAUGGGUGGAAAAUGGCCCCUCUCGCAGGGCCAAAUGGUGGUACUCAACUUUCCACACAGUGACAGCCAUGAUAGGUGCAGGUGUUCUCAGCCUGCCCAAUGCCAUGGCAUAUCUAGGAUGGGGUCCAGGGAUCUUGAUGUUGUUGUUAUCUUGGUGUUUGACCUUAAAUACAAUGUGGCAAAUGAUUCAGCUACAUGAGUGUGUUCCAGGAACUCGUUUUGAUCGCUAUCUUGACCUUGGUCGACAUGCUUUUGGACCAAAACUUGGACCAUGGAUUGUGCUGCCCCAGCAACUAAUUGUGCAGGUUGGGUGUGACAUUGUUUACAUGGUUACUGGGGGGAAGUGCCUGAAGAAGUUCAUGGAAAUAGCAUGCACCGAUUGCACGCAACUCAGGCAGUCUUACUGGAUUCUGAUUUUUGGCGCCAUCCAUUUCCUCUUGUCUCAGCUUCCCAAUUUCAAUUCUGUUGCUGGGGUUUCUUUAGCUGCAGCAGUGAUGUCAUUAAGCUAUUCAACUGUAGCAUGGGUGGCUUGCUUGGCUAGAGGUCGAAUUGACAAUGUUAGCUAUGCUUACAAGAAAACCAGCAACACUGACUUCAUGUUCAGGGUCUUCAAUGCACUUGGUCAAAUCUCAUUUGCAUUUGCUGGCCAUGCAGUGGUUCUUGAAAUUCAGGCUACAAUUCCAUCAACCCCUGAGAAACCCUCAAAGAUACCAAUGUGGAAUGGUGCUAUUGGUUCCUAUUUCAUCAAUGCAAUAUGCUAUUUCCCAGUUGCACUUGUAGGAUACUGGGCUUUUGGGCAAGCUGUUGAUGAUAAUGUGCUUAUGGCACUUGAAAGGCCUGCAUGGCUUAUUGCCUCUGCUAACUUGAUGGUGUUCAUCCAUGUUGUUGGUAGCUACCAGGUUUAUGCUAUGCCUGUUUUUGACCUGAUUGAGAGGAUGAUGAUUAGAAGAUUGAACUUUCCUCCAGGAUUAGCACUCAGACUUGUUGCUCGAUCUGCUUAUGUUGCUUUUACACUAUUCAUUGGGGUCACUUUCCCUUUCUUUGGCGAUCUUCUUGGGUUCUUCGGUGGAUUUGGUUUUGCUCCCACAGCAUAUUUUCUUCCCAGUAUAAUGUGGCUGAUAAUCAAGAAGCCAAAGAGAUUCAGCACCAACUGGUUCAUCAAUUGGGUUGCAAUAUGCACAGGAGUGUGCAUUAUGCUGGCAUCCACUAUUGGUGGCUUAAGGAAUAUUGUUGCUGAUGCAUCCAGUUACAGUUUCUACACCUAA